AUCUACUUAGUUUCAUUUCAUUACUCUUCUUCUUUUGUUUUCCGAUAAUUUCUUCAGCAAUAGCGAAAAUGUCUUAUGCUUCUCUUAUACUCAAUCACUCCAAAAAGUUGAGGAAUGCUCCAAACUUUCUGCAUUACGAGCAUGCCCUUUUGGUUCGUUGGUUUUCCAGUGAUACUCAAACCACAAUCAAAAGAAAUCAGGAUAUGUGGAAAACCGAAUUCUGUGGUUACGAGUAUUCAACAAGAAAGAGUGUUUCUGAGCCAGCCUACUCUACUAAACUUUCAUUUGGUAUACAGAAGAGAAACAUCUCUAUGGCUGCUGUGAAAAUGGGUUCCAUUGCUGGAUCCUUAUUCAACAGCGAGAUUUCACAAAGUUCACAGGUACAGCCAAGGAGAUGUUAUGCAUCAGCUUCAGAUCUCCCUCCGCACCAGGAAAUUGGAAUGCCUUCUCUUUCUCCUACAAUGACUGAGGGUAACAUUGCAAGAUGGUUGAAGAAAGAAGGUGAUAAAGUUUUUCCUGGUGAAGUCCUCUGUGAAGUUGAAACUGAUAAAGCAACAGUUGAAAUGGAAUGCAUGGAGGAAGGUUAUCUUGCCAAGAUAAUACGUGGGGAUGGGGCAAAAGAAAUUAAAGUUGGUGAGGUGAUUGCCAUAACUGUUGAAGACGAGGAUGAUAUUUCUAAGUUUGAAGAUUACCAACCUCAAGCAUCAGAUCCUGGUGCUGCCACAGCCCAACAGUCAUCACCAAAGAAAGAGAUGGUAGAGGAGCCUGCUCAAGAAUCCGAACCAAAGGUUUCCAAACCAAGUAUAUCACCUUCAUCUGGAGAUCGCAUAUUUACUAGUCCUCUAGCUAGAAAAUUCGCUGAAGAGAAAAAUGUCCCUCUCUCUAGCAUUAAAGGAACAGGACCUGAAGGUCUCAUUGUUAAGGGUGAUAUUGAUGAUUACUUGGAAGUUUCAGCACCCUCAAAGGCGAAGGUUACAACAGAUGCACCACUGGGUUAUACUGACAUUCCUCUCUCUCAGAUAAGGAAGGUCACAGCUUCACGCCUAUUAUUAUCAAAACAAACUAUUCCUCAUUAUUAUUUAACAGUAGAUGCAUGUGUUGACAAAAUCAUGAGUUUGCGAGCCCAACUCAAUUCAUUGCAAGAAGCAUCUGGUGGGGCACGGAUAUCAGUAAAUGACCUUGUCAUCAAGGCUACUGCUCUGGCUCUCCGAAAAGUUCCUCAAUGUAACAGUUCAUGGACAGAUGAUUAUAUUCGCCAAUAUCAUAAUGUGCAUAUUAAUGUUGCAGUGCAAACUGAUCACGGGCUCUUUGUUCCUGUGAUCAGGGAUGCAGACAAGAAAGGCCUCUCUGCAAUAGCUGAAGAGGUCAAACAAUUGGCAAAGAAAGCCAAAGAAAAUAGCUUGAAACCCGAAAACUAUGAGGGAGGUACGUUUACAGUUUCAAACUUGGGAGGGCCAUUUGCUAUCAAACAGUUCUGUGCCAUCAUCAACCCUCCUCAAUCAGGCAUUCUUGCUGUUGGAUCUGCUGAGAGGAGGAUCAUACCAAGUUCAGGUGCUGAAGAAUAUAAGUUUGCUUCCUUCAUCUCCGUAACCCUCAGCUGUGAUCAUCGUGUUAUAGAUGGUGCAAUUGGAGCCGAAUGGUUAAAAGCAUUCAAAAGCUAUAUUGAAAAUCCAGAAUCCAUGUUGUUGUAAGAAUAAACAGAAGGCCUCCAUGACAUAAUUCCUUUCUAGUGAUAUUAAGGCGGGGGAUGAGAACUGUUGACCGGGCUGUAUUACCAAGGUUGAUUGUAACCCUGACCAUUUUUUAACCUCUUAAUGCAAAUUUUGCAAUUUUGUAUUUUUUUAAUAAGCGGGGCUGAUUGUGAGGGAAUUUAA
Molecule: messenger RNA, 1874 nt
Organism: Gastrolobium bilobum
Lineage: Eukaryota; Viridiplantae; Streptophyta; Magnoliopsida; Fabales; Fabaceae
Product: dihydrolipoyllysine-residue acetyltransferase component 2 of pyruvate dehydrogenase complex, mitochondrial-like
Exons: 19
Coding region: 69-1691 (540 amino acids)
Biological process (GO): pyruvate decarboxylation to acetyl-CoA
Cellular component (GO): pyruvate dehydrogenase complex
Molecular function (GO): dihydrolipoyllysine-residue acetyltransferase activity
Source: RefSeq, a predicted model, not a curated record